AGUCUCAAUAACCAUCCAUGAUUGGGCUGUUUAUAUCAUAAUGUUCCUAGCUAGACUCUGUUUGGUUCAUGAGGAAAAUAAAACAUGAAAAUUGUGGCGGUUAUUUCAGUUAAAGGCCUAGAUUUAAUAAGAAACUAGAAGCACAUAAUUAACUCCGUAAACGACUCCCAAAAUAUUAAGGAAAACCACCAAUCCUCGAUUAUGUUGGCACUUAAAUUCCCGUCUCAUGACACCCUCAAAUCCGAUUCCUAGUUUCUCCUUCACACAAAAUUAAAGAAGAGCACAGACAGUACUACUAUUUUGGUAGUUUGAGAAUCAUAAUCUAAGAACGUACGUACGUACAUUGCUUUACUUUGUUUAGGAGGAUCGAGAAAAAUGUCCACACACGACAAUACAGUUUCAAAGAUGGAAGUAGGGGAGAGUUCUUCAACAAGCAAUCGAAACUCGGGGGGGCUGUGCUCUUCGUCCCAGGUUGUUCAGCUCGUUCAAAAGGUGAUUGCUGAAGUCAUAGGGACAUAUUUCUUGAUAUUUUCUGGGUGUGGUUCGGUUGCUGUGAAUAAGAUAUACGGGUCAGUAUCAUUUCCCGGGAUUUGUGUAGUUUGGGGUUUGAUUGUCAUGGUCAUGGUUUAUUCCGUCGGUCACAUUUCCGGCGCCCACUUUAACCCGGCGGUGACUAUCACUUUUGCUAUCUUUAGACAAUUCCCUAUCAAACAGGUUCCUCUGUAUGUAGCUGCGCAGAUAUUAGGUUCAGUUCUUGGUAGUGCAACGUUAUGUGCCCUUUUCCCUAUAGACAAAAAGUCUUUCUUUGGGACGGUGCCUGUUGGAUCCAAUUUGCAAUCUCUUCUUGUGGAAAUCAUCAUCUCCUUUCUUUUGAUGUUUGUUAUUUCAGGCGUUUCCACAGAUAAUAGAGCAAUUGGAGAGUUGGCUGGAAUUGCUGUAGGAAUGACAAUAACCUUAAACGUCUUUGUUGCUGGGCCAGUAUCUGGGGCAUCUAUGAACCCUGCAAGGAGCGUAGGGCCAGCUCUUCUGGUGCACAUAUACAAGGGACUCUGGGUAUAUAUUCUAGGGCCAUUGGUAGGGACCAUACUUGGUGGUUUGGCCUACAAUAUGAUUAGACUCACUGAUAAACCAGUGAGGGAGUUAACAAAGAGUGGAUCUUUUCUCAGAAGCAUAUCCAGAAAAUAGUGUGCAUGGUUUAAUCAUCAUUGAUGAUCUGCAGUGCUUAGAACCUUGUCAAUGCUGUCAGCGAGUGGCAGCUUAUAAUUACUAGGUUAAUUAGAGGAGGAAAAGAUUAAAAAAAAUACCUACAUUUCCUUUUUAUUUAGUUGAUCAUUAUGAACAAAAUUAAAACACAGAAGUAGGUUUCCUUUUUAUUACAUGCAAAUCUUAGGACCCAUGAGGUGUAUCAUGUAUGUAACAGUACUCUGUUAAAAAGUUUCAAGUAAUGAGAAGAAACAAAUAAUUUAGCUAUUUAAA
Molecule: messenger RNA, 1476 nt
Organism: Juglans microcarpa x Juglans regia
Lineage: Eukaryota; Viridiplantae; Streptophyta; Magnoliopsida; Fagales; Juglandaceae
Product: probable aquaporin NIP-type
Exons: 5
Coding region: 376-1185 (269 amino acids)
Biological process (GO): transmembrane transport
Cellular component (GO): membrane
Molecular function (GO): channel activity
Source: RefSeq, a predicted model, not a curated record